CCUGCCCUGCCCGGCCGCCGCUGCGGGCACCGGGAGCGGCAGGCACGGCACCGGCAGGAGAGCAGCGGGCCGGUAAAACAACGGAUUGGAGAGCAGCGGGCCGGUAAAGCAGCGUGCAGGAGAGGCAGCGGGCAGGGAAGAGCACAUUUUGUGUGGCUCUCUUUUAGCCACUUACCUGCUUUGAGUUGCUACAGUGACCAGCAGUGAAGGGAAAAUAUUAGAUCAUGUCGGAGUUCUGGCUAAUUUCUGCCCCAGGAGACAAAACAAAUCUGCAGGCGUGGGAGAGAAUGAACACUGUGACAUCUAAAUCCAACCUGUCCAGCAACAGUAAAUUCCAUAUUCCAGACUUAAAGGUGGGGACACUGGAUGCUCUUGUUGGUCUGUCAGAUGAGUUGGGAAAACUCGAUAGCUUUGCUGAAAGCGUAAUAAAGAAAAUAGCCCAGUACAUCGGAGAAGUAAUGGAGGACUCAAAAGAUAAAGUCCAGGAAAAUCUUCUGGCCAAUGGAGUUGACCUAAUUAGCUACUUGACACGGUUUGAGUGGGACAUGGCCAAAUACCCCAUAAAGCAGCCGCUGAAGAAUAUAUCAGAAGCAUUAGCAAAGCAAGUGACUCAAAUAGAAGCAGACCUGAAGACCCGAUCAGCUGCAUACAACAACAUUAAAGGAAAUUUGCAAAGCCUGGAGAAGAAAACUAUGGGAAAUCUGCUGACCCGGACCCUGGCAGACAUUGUGCACAAAGAAGACUUUGUUCUGAAUUCCGAGUAUCUUAUCACGCUGCUCGUCGUGGUGCCAAAGUCAAGCUACGUACAGUGGCAGAAGACCUAUGAAUCACUCUCAGAUAUGGUAGUACCUCGCUCCACCAAAAUGAUUGCUGAGGAUGCAGAGGGAGGACUCUUCACUGUGACCCUGUUUAGAAAAGUGAUGGAUGACUUCAAGGCCAAAGCCAGGGAGAACAGGUUCAUGGUUCGAGAAUUUUAUUAUGAUGAGAAGGAACUGAAAUGUGAAAAGGAAGAGCUGAUGAAACUAGCUUCUGACAAGAAACAACAAUAUGGCCCCUUACUGCGCUGGCUGAAGGUGAACUUCAGUGAAGCAUUUGUGGCUUGGAUUCACGUGAAAGCCUUGAGAGUUUUUGUUGAAUCUGUCCUGAGGUAUGGCCUCCCUGUGAAUUUCCAAGCCAUGCUCCUGCAGCCAAACAGGAAGUCUGUGAAGCGCCUGAGAGACGUCCUGAACGUGGUCUUCAAACACCUGGAUGAAGUUGCAGCAGCAAGUAUAAUGGAUCCUGGCAUGGACAUCCCUGGGUUACAACUGAGUAAUCAAGAAUACUAUCCUUAUGUCUAUUUCAAGAUUGACCUCAGUCUUCUUGACUGCAGUUAAAGAAGAAUUGCUCAAGCUUCAUCUAUUCAUUUUCAAGACUGUCAUGUUACUGUAAAACAAUCUUUA
Messenger RNA from Passer montanus (Eurasian tree sparrow), 1439 nucleotides. RefSeq names its product ATPase H+ transporting V1 subunit C2 (gene ATP6V1C2). Gene Ontology annotation, biological process: proton transmembrane transport. NCBI's taxonomy places the organism in Eukaryota, Metazoa, Chordata, Aves, Passeriformes, Passeridae. The coding region runs from base 225 to 1373 and encodes 382 amino acids. The record is from RefSeq and is a predicted model, not a curated record. Gene Ontology annotation, cellular component: vacuolar proton-transporting V-type ATPase, V1 domain; lysosomal membrane. The transcript has 13 exons. Gene Ontology annotation, molecular function: proton-transporting ATPase activity, rotational mechanism.